AUGUUGGAAGAUCUACUUGAGAAGAAGGUGAUAGAGCUCCCAGAAUGCAAGCGGCCCGAGGAAAUGCAUCGUGUUAAGGAUUCAAAAUACUGCAAGUACCAUCAGCUCGUUAGUCACCCAGUGGAGAAAUGCUUUGUUUUGAAAGAUUUAAUAAUGAAUCUCGCCAAGCAAGGAAGGAUCGAGCUGGAUGUCGACGAUGUUGCUGAGGUAAACUGCAUUACCAUCGAGUUUGGUUCAUUCGAGCCUGCCUCGUUGCCUCCUCUUCCAAUGAAAGCACCAUAUCAUCUUUCGAGAAAGCCAUGCAUGAAGUCAAAGUUGGAGGAAGUCAAGCCAACCCAACAAGCGAGCCUCGCACCUGUUGCAACCCCUAAAAUUGACUCAGUUGUUGAUGACGAGGGAUUGAUACUUGUCACUCGAAAGAAGGCACGCAAGAGCCCAUCGCCAUGUGUACCUAUCACUCAAGCAAAAUAUAAGCAGUCACAAGAAAAUCGUCAGUGUCUUGAGAAAGAUAAGACAAGAUUUGUUAAAGAAAGGAGCGAUCCUUUUGUUCAAAGACCCAAUGGUGUGGCUUCAUCAACAAAAGCCUUUCCCAAGAAAGGCAACAAACAAGAAAAGGUGAGAACUGCCCACAUGACGACAAGCUAUGAAUUUGGUUCGAAGGAUUCUGCCAAGGCUGAGUCAAGCACGGUCAAUAUGAACCAAACGUCAAAGGAGACUGAGGUGUUGAAGCAGCUAGAAGACCUACCAUUGCACUUUAGCAUCUCUGAUCUACUACAAUUGCCAAAAUCAACAAGAUGUGCUUUGGUACAGGUGUUGAUCAACAUGGGCAAGAACUCCACAGACAUUAACAAGGUGAAACCGAAGGAAUGCGUCAUGUGUGUUGCAGAUUGUGAUGCCAUCCACUUUACGGAUGAAGAUCUUCAGUUGGGCUCUAAGCCGCAUAAUAGACCUCUCUUCGUGUCAAGGUAUGUGCGUGAUCAAAAGAUAAACCGCAUGCAUGUAGACGGAGGGUCCGCUGUAAACAUCAUGCCUAGAUCGACUAUGAAGCAGCUUGGCAUCAACAUGGAGGAGUUGUCCCGAAGCCAUCUCAUGAUUCAAGGCUUCAACCAAAGGGGACAAAGAGCCAUAGGGAUGAUCAGAGUAGAUAUGAUGAUUAGAGAAAUGAAGUCGAAUACUCUAUUUCACGUGAUCGAUGCAAAGACCUCCUACAAUUUAUUGUUAGGACGACCGUGGGUUCACAAAAAUGGUGUUGUCCCCUCCACUCUUCAUCAAUGCUUCAAGUUCUACGAUGGCAGAGGAAAAACAGUAGCAGGUGAUACUAAACCAUUCACUGAAGCUAAAUCUUACUUUGCGGAUUCCAAGUUCUACAUGGAUGAUGAAACAAUAAAGGAAGUUCUCCCAGUUGGAGUACCUUCUACAGGGAAGACUGCAGAGUUGCGUAAUAAGUGGAAUCCAGCAUGGCAAGAAAUUCCACUGAGGAACCACAUAAAGUUUCGUCGGAAACUAAAGUGA
This is a messenger RNA of Rosa chinensis, 1512 nucleotides long. RefSeq lists its product as uncharacterized. The transcript has a single exon. The record is from RefSeq and is a predicted model, not a curated record. NCBI's taxonomy places the organism in Eukaryota, Viridiplantae, Streptophyta, Magnoliopsida, Rosales, Rosaceae. Bases 1 to 1512 code for a protein of 503 amino acids.